AUGCCGCCGAGGUGUGAUAAUAGGCGUAAUGCUGCAGGAGGAGACAACAAUGGCAAUGAUGUACCGCCAUACAUGCAGCAGUUGCUUCAGGGACAGGCUCAGUUGAUCCAGUUGCUUGUCCAGAACCAGAACAACAACAAUCCGCCGCCGCCGCCACCAGUGGAUAUGCUUACCAGGUUCUUGAGGUUGAAUCCUCAGAGGUUCUCCAGUUCCCCUGAACCUAUUGUGGCUGAUGAUUGGCUCCGUGCAGUUAAUAGGAACCUGGAGACGGUUGGAUGCACUGAUGCAGAGAGGGUGAGGUUUGCCUCACAUUUGUUGGAGGGUCCUGCUGCAGCUUGGUGGGACAACUACUUGGUCACUUAUCCCAUUGCUACUAUCACAUGGCCUCAGUUUCAGGAUGCUUUUCGUGCUGCACAUGUGUCUGCUGGUGCUAUGAGUCUGAAAAAGAAGGAGUUCCGCAGUUUGCACCUGGGAGGUCGCACAGUUAAUGCGUAUGUGGAGGAAUUUAAUAAUCUUGCACGUUAUGCUCCUAAUAAUGUUAACACUGAUGCAGCUAGGCAGGAGAAAUUCUUGGAGGGCCUUAAUGAUGAGUUGAGCCUUCAGUUGACAGUGGCCACUUUUAGGAAUUGUCAGGACCUGAUUGAUAAGGCUAUUGUGCUGGAGGGAAAGCAACAGGCCAUAGAGAAUCGCAAGAGGAAGUACAACAACAAUAACAGGUAUAAUUCAGGACCACAGCAGAAGCCACGCACUUCAUAUCAUGGUAAUGGAGGUAAUGGGCAUCAUAAUCAUCAUGGAGGUAAUGAUCAUAAUCAUCAUGGAGGGAAUGGCCACAACCAUAAUGGCCACCAUCAUCAUAAUGGGCACAAGAGUAACAAUGGCAAUGGCAGAGGUAAUGGUAAUGGUAAUAAUGCUAAUGGCAAUGGCAAUGGAGGGAACAAUAACCAGAACCACCAGGUUACACGUGCGCCAAGGGAUUUGAGUCAGGUGCAGUGCUUCAGGUGUAAGGCUAUGGGGCACUAUGCCACAGAUUGCCCAGGGGCGAAGAACUCAAGAUCCAGCAAGCCAAACCCCUUCCAAAAGGGUCAUGUAAAUCAUGUUAAUGUGGAGGAGGUUUACAAUGAACCUGAUGUAGUGAUUGGUAAGUUCUUGAUUAAUUCAGUACCUGCAGUUGUUCUUUUUGAUACUGGUGCAUCGCAUUCAUUCAUUUCGAGGGUAUUUGUUGAUAAACAUGGAUUGCCAACCAAAACACUUAGUAUGCCUAUUAGAGUGAGUUCCCCAGGAGCUGAGAUGAUAGCAGGUGUUGGUUGUCAUCAGUUGGCGUUGUCUAUUGGGAAGCAUGAGUUUCCUACAGAUUUGAUUAUAUUAAAGUCACAAGGUCUGGAUAUUAUUUUGGGUAUGGUUUGGUUGCAGUUAUAUAAAGGUCGUAUUGAUUGUGCUAGUCGGUCUAUCACUCUCAGUGCACCAGGAGGGAAGAGGAUCAAAUAUGUGUGUAAGUAUAAGCGUAAUCAGGUGCAAGUGAACUCUCUUAAGGGGGGUAGCCUGGAAGAGGUGCCAGUCGUGAGGGAUUAUCCAGAUGUGUUUCCAGAGGAGUUGCCAGGUAUGCCACCAGAUAGAGAUAUUGAGUUUCUUAUUGAUUUAAUACUAGGCACUGGACCUAUUGCAAAGAGACCGUAUAGAAUGCCUCCUCGAGAGUUGGAGGAAUUGAAGAAGCAGAUAAGAGAAUUGCAGGCACAAGGAUUUAUUUGCCCAAGUUCAUCACCUUGGGGAGCUCCAGUUUUGUUUGUGGAGAAGAAGGAUGGGACCUUGAGGAUGUGUGUUGAUUAUCGUUCUCUGAAUGAGGUACCCAUUAAGAAUAAGUAUCCUUUGCCUAUGAUAAAUGAUCUGUUUGACCAGUUGGAGGGAGCUAUUGUGUUUUCUAAGAUUGAUCUCCGUUCUGGUUAUCAUCAAUUGAAGAUUCGUGAGCAAGAUAUUCCAAAGACUGCUUUUACUACGAGGUAUGGGUUGUAUGAAUAUACUGUUAUGUCAUUUGGAUUGACUAACGCUCCUGCAUACUUCAUGAAUAUGAUGAACAAGGUGUUUAUGGAGUUCCUGGAUAAAUUUGUGGUUGUUUUCAUUGAUGAUAUAUUGGUAUUCUCCAAGAAUAAGCAAGAGCAUGAGGUGCAUCUGCGUUUGGUAUUGGAGAAACUGAGGGAACAUCAGUUGUAUGCCAAGUUCAGCAAAUGUGAGUUUUGGCUGGAUGAGGUAGCUUUCCUUGGACAUGUUGUGUCAGGUAAUGGAGUUGCAGUUGAUCCAUCUAAGGUUGCUGCAGUUACAGAGUGGGAGACACCCACGACAGUUGGAGAGAUUCGCAACUUUUUGGGCCUUGCAGGUUACUACAGGAGGUUUAUUGAGAACUUUUCUAAGAUUGCAAAGCCUAUGACUGAAUAGCUGAAGAAAGAAAAGAAAUUUGUUUGGACUGAUGAAUGUGAAGCCAGUUUUCAGGAGUUGAAGCAGCGUUUGGUUACAGCACUAGUCUUAACU
This is a messenger RNA of Aegilops tauschii subsp. strangulata, 2520 nucleotides long. Lineage: Eukaryota; Viridiplantae; Streptophyta; Magnoliopsida; Poales; Poaceae. The record is from RefSeq and is a predicted model, not a curated record.